AUGUCCACAGACCUCGACCGCGCCCUCUUCCCCAACUUCACCACCCACCACAUCCCCACCCCCUCAGGACCAACCAUCUUCACCCUCACCAGCCCAAAGACAACCCCGCCAAAACCCCCUCUCCUCCUCAUCCACGGCUUCCCGCAAACCCACAUCCAAUGGCACAGACUGGUCCCGCUCCUCCUCCCCCACUUCACCCUAAUCCUGCUCGACCUCCGCGGAUACGGCUCGUCAUCGCUCGCGCCUGAAAGCACAAACGGCUCAGGAUACACGAAGCGCCUCAUGGCGCAGGACUGCAUCGCCGUCGUCGACGCCCUCGGGUACGCAGAUCAAAAGAUCAAUGUCGUCGGCCACGACCGCGGCGGCCGCGUCGCGUACCGACUGGCCUUUGACUUUCCCUCGAGGGUCCAGAAGCUCGUUGUCGUCGACAUCAUUCCCACGGCGUCCAUGUUCCGCUCCUUUGGGGACGCGGGGAUGGCGGUGAAAGCGUACCACUGGACAUUCCUCGCGCAGCCUGCGCCGUUUCCCGAGAGGAUGAUUGCCGGGACGGAUGGUGGUCGGGGAUUCUUGGACCAGAGCCUCGCAGCUUGGACGGGGGUGAAGACCCUCGACGCUUUUGACGCUGCGGUCUUGGACGGGUACCGCCGCGCAUACUGCGCCGAAGAACGCAUCCACGCAACAUGCGAGGAUUAUCGCGCGGGCGCAUUCUACGACCGCGUGUACGAUCAGGAGGAUCUAGACAAGGGGAACAAAAUCACGGUCCCCGUUCUGGCGGUUUGGGGAGCAAAGGGGACCCCCGCGGGCGGGAAGACGUCUCCGCUCGACGUGUGGAAGGAGUAUGCAGUGGAUGUACGGGGAAAAGGGUUGGACUGUGGGCACUUUAUUCCCGAGGAGGAUCCGCAGCGGCUGGCGGAGGCGAUUUUGGAGUUUUUGGGUUAG
Messenger RNA from Aspergillus calidoustus, 939 nucleotides. The record is from the annotation of a GenBank genome assembly. Lineage: Eukaryota; Fungi; Ascomycota; Eurotiomycetes; Eurotiales; Aspergillaceae.